Messenger RNA from Lynx canadensis (Canada lynx), 1844 nucleotides. It is a transcript of the gene SIRT5, whose product is annotated as sirtuin 5. Gene Ontology annotation, molecular function: protein-malonyllysine demalonylase activity; protein-succinyllysine desuccinylase activity; NAD+ binding. Lineage: Eukaryota; Metazoa; Chordata; Mammalia; Carnivora; Felidae. Bases 359 to 1378 code for a protein of 339 amino acids. The record is from RefSeq and is a predicted model, not a curated record. The transcript has 11 exons.
UGCGGGAGGACCCCGGGAGGCUCCCCGGGCGGGGCCGCGGCCCGUGCGGAGCCCCGAGCCCGGUGGUGGCACAGCUCGCGGGCACCUGCCGCCCGAGAGACGAGGGAGGGGGCAGGAAGCGAGGUUCAAAGUCACUCGGCCGGAUCAGAACGCGGUCCCGCUUCCAUCAACCCUGCUUGACCUUCCGAACACACGCCUCGAUCCUGUAAUAAAUCCUUUCGAAGGCUGUUACUGAGACACCCCGGAGGUCUCCAUGGUGUUUCUCUCUCCCCGCAACCUGCCCAGCUACAGGAGAGCACUCGCACCGUAAACAACAUACAGAGCCCAUCUCUGGAGUUAGGACUACAAAGAAAACCUGAUGCAACCUCUUCAGAUUGUCCCCUGUCGAUUACUCUCCUGGCUGUAUAGUGGACUGAAGUCUCCAGUCUCCACCAGAACCCGGAUUUGCCCGACAAUGGCUCGACCAAGUUCAAACAUUGCUUUUAAAGUGGGACCUUUUAAAGGAGUCACUUGGACCUGGGAUCUUUUCAUCAGUGGGAUGACAAGAGUUUACAUUUCAGGUAUGGCUGAUUUUCGGAAGUUUUUUGCAAAAGCAAAGCACAUAGUCAUCAUUUCGGGGGCUGGCGUUAGUGCUGAGAGUGGGGUUCCGACCUUCAGAGGAGCUGGGGGCUAUUGGAGAACAUGGCAAGCUCAGGACCUUGCCACCCCUCAGGCCUUUGCGCGAAACCCAUCCCUGGUGUGGGAAUUCUACCACUACCGGCGGGAGGUGAUGCUGAGCAAGGAACCGAACCCCGGGCACCUCGCCAUCGCUGAAUGUGAGGCCCGGCUGCGUGGGCAGGGCCGCCGGCUUGUGGUCAUCACUCAAAACAUCGAUGAGCUGCACCGCAAGGCUGGCACCAAGAACCUUCUGGAAAUCCACGGAAGCUUAUUUAAAACCCGAUGUACCUCUUGUGGAGUUGUGGCGGAGAAUUACAAGAGUCCCAUUUGUCCAGCUUUAUUGGGAAAAGGGGCUCCAGAACCUGAAGCUCAGGAUGCCAGAAUCCCAGUGGAGAAACUUCCCCGGUGUGAAGAGGCGGGGUGCGAGGGCCUGCUGCGACCCCACGUGGUGUGGUUUGGCGAAAACCUGGAUCCUGCCAUUCUGGAGGAGGUUGACAGAGAGCUGACCCUCUGUGACUUAUGUCUAGUGGUGGGAACUUCCUCCGUGGUUUAUCCUGCCGCCAUGUUUGCCCCCCAGGUGUCUGCCCGCGGAGUGCCAGUGGCCGAAUUCAACAUGGAAACCACCCCAGCCACGAACAGAUUCAGGUUUCACUUCCAGGGGCCUUGCGGUACCACUCUUCCUGAAGCCCUUGCUCCUCACGAAACUGAAAACGUGUCUUAAUUGUCCCGGGGAAAGAAGAAAUUGUGGCACAUCUAAGUACCGGGCCACAAACAGAGGCGAAACAAUCACGGGGAUGGUGAGCUAAAUGUUAGAAAAUCUAGAAAUAACCUCCGAUUCCCUGGCUGGAAUCCCACCUGAUGAUAAGUGAUGGCAGUUCAGAAGGAACAAUCGCAAACGUGGUUAGAGGGAGAAGUCAAUGAACAGUGGAGUUGAUGCGAUGUUAUUUUGUGUGAACUUAAACACAAGAUAUCUCUGAUGUGUUUGGUUGGUUAUCGGAAGGGGAUAUUUUUGUGAUUAGAUUUUCUUUUAAAGAAGCAGUCGUGCUGAUUUUAUUGUUGCUAUCUGGGCAAAGAUAGGAGUAGAGGGGUCAAACCUUGGUAUUUCUAAUUUUUGUCAAGUUUUGGUGGAAAAUAAACUCACUCUCUACGGUAGGUGAUUUAUUGUAUAAAGAUGCUACCCCAAGAGA